Messenger RNA from Penicillium brevicompactum, 2664 nucleotides. RefSeq names its product tRNA methyltransferase RSM22. Bases 1 to 2664 code for a protein of 887 amino acids. The transcript has a single exon. NCBI's taxonomy places the organism in Eukaryota, Fungi, Ascomycota, Eurotiomycetes, Eurotiales, Aspergillaceae. The record is from RefSeq and is a predicted model, not a curated record. Gene Ontology annotation, biological process: translation. Gene Ontology annotation, molecular function: methyltransferase activity; structural constituent of ribosome. Gene Ontology annotation, cellular component: mitochondrial small ribosomal subunit.
AUGCUAUCAAGGUCUGCAGCCUCAGGGUCCAGUCAGGCACAGUCGCGUGAACUGCUGCGCACUUUCACCCGCCCUUCAGGGUCGCGACAGCUCCGCGGAGCUGCCAGUCAGUUGACUUUGACGCAACAGCGCACCCUCGUACACAAAGCGCCGCGAUUGAUCGCAUCAAAAUCCAGUUCAUCUUCGAAAAACAAUACUGGAUACCCGACGACACGAUGCCAGUCUCAGCGGAGAUUCGUGUCCGGUCCAGCAUCCGCCGAGGCACCGUCGCCGCAACCCACCGAACCUAUCGAAACGGACGAACUCGCCAUGCUGAUUGACCGUGUCGGCGACGGUGGAGUCGAGAUCAAUGCGCUUGUGGAUGAACUGGAGACACUGAGCUUGGAGUCCGCUCAAUCACCCGAAGCGAGCGAGAUUGUUGAACAAGACGAACUUGCUUUCCUGUGGGACCGAGUCUCUGCGAAUGCGGACCAGAUCAAUGAAAUGCUGGACGAUUUGGAGGCAGGGUACCAAAACGAACACGAGGACGUUGCGGAAUUACUUGCCCAACGACACGAACACACAGCCGAAUCAUUCGUGCACCUCGUCAGACAGCGGUUUAGAGAUGGAGUUCCUGGCGGACUUUUGGAUGAGGAAGAGAUUCAGAUUUACAUCCGGCUCUACGGUGGUCCAGUCCCUCGACUUGACCUCGACGCAAUGGCCGAGGAAGAUGGAUUUGUCGAGGAGGAGGAAGAACCAAGCUUGCUCCGCGAGGAUGGGCAAGGCGGAUGGGAAGAAGUGGAUAUGGACCAAGCGGAUAUGAAUCAGGAACCCACUCCUCAGCAUGAUCCCUCCGUCGUCUAUGACAUGGAUGCUCCACCACAAAGACCGGAGACAGAUGCAGAGAGGCGGACAAGGGAAGUGACCUCACAGAUGGGUGGCAAAGAUGAGCUCGAAGCAUUCGAAAAUGAAGCGGUUCCUGACCCGACACCAAGGGCGGAUCCUAAUACCCUGAUUGGCAAGUUUGGAACAGAUCCCACCACAAUCAACUUGCCACGAACGACUCUCACUGGCCCGAUAUCGAUUGUUUUGUCAAAUUACUCUAACAAGCACAUCACCGAAACCUCCGAGCGUCUGUUCGGAGGACAUGGGCUGCCCCAAUCCACUUCAACAGCAGCUCCGAGUGCUCAGCUUGCACAAAAGCCCGUCCCCCUUGAUGCUUCACAAAGACAUAUGGGAGAAAUGGAGGCCAAUGCAUACCUCGCAGUUUUAUAUCCUGGAAUCUACGCAUCCACUCUCAGCGCUCUAGUUGAAACCCGAAAGCGACUGGGAGACGAUUGGAUCCGGGAGCUUCUGUCACAAAAGGGAGGACCAAAUGUGCUUGAUGCCAGUGGUGGCGGUGCUGGUAUCUUGGCCUGGAGAGAUCUAGUUCGCACGCAGUGGGAUCUCAUGAGCUCCGAAAGCACCCAGAGCGUACCCAUUCCUGGAAGAUCAACUGUUGUCGCAGGCUCGGAGGCUCUUCGUAUGCGCGCCGCAGCGCUGCUUGAGAACACCUCUUUCCUUCCUCGUCUUCCUGAUUACGUUCACGUCCGGGAAAAGCCGACAUUUGAAGACUCGCGUGAAGCGCCUAAGCGCAAGCAAUACGAUGUGAUUAUUGCGCCGCAUUCUAUCCAAAGACUAGGAGAGAAUUAUGAGCGCAAGGAGCACGUGGAGAAUCUAUGGGCAAUGUUGAACCCCAACGGCGGUGUUUUGAUUUUGCUCGAGAAGGGCCGUCAAAGAGGCUUCGAGGCCAUCUCUGGGGCCCGUGAAAUGCUUCUGCAGCGUCAUAUCGCAAGCCCUGGCUCUACUGAAUUCGACAAUUUCCUUGAUAAUCCCGAUGAGCGUGUCAUCAUCAAAAAGGAGCCAGGAAUGAUUAUUGCACCUUGCACUAACCACCAAACCUGCCCGAUGCACGGAUUCUCUGGCACCGCAGUUGGCCGCCGGGAUCACUGCAGCUUCCAGCAGCGUUAUAUCCGCCCUCCCUUCCUGCAGCGCAUUCUAGGUGCGAAGGGCCGUAAUCACGAAGAUGUCAAAUUCAGUUACCUCUCCGUGCGCCGUGGUGGAGACAUCCGCCAAGAUCGAGCCAUUCAACAGAACCAAAAGGCCACAGAUUCUGCUUUCGAAGGAUAUACCUCGCUCGAGGACCUGGAAGGCAAACUACCUGCCAGUGAUGGCAAAGUACCUUUUGAACCUCUCUCCCUCCCCCGCGCUGUCUACGCGCCCAUGAAGCGUCAAGGUCACGUUAUUUUCGACCUCUGCACGCCCGCUGGAAAGAUCGAGCGCUGGACUGUACCGCGCUCAUUCGGCAAGCAGGCUUACCGCGAUGCUCGCAAAGCUGAGUGGGGAGACCUGUGGGCGCUUGGGGCAAAGACUCGUAUUUCACGGAACUUGCAACUGGGCGGCAAGCAUGAAGAGGGCAAGAAAGAGCGUCUAGCUCGCCGUGCCGCUGAACGUCAGAUUGAGGACGAGAACGAGGACGUCAAUGAGAACGACGAAUUCGAAGAAGAUGAUGAGGCAGACUACGAGGCUUCAGACCUGCCCGAAGAACCUCAGAAGAAGAGGGGACAACGCGUUCCCAGCUGGAAAAAGCACAAUGAAAAGAAAAAGGUUCGGCAAGCCUACAAAAAGCGCGAUAUCUCAGAAUGA